Pediculus humanus corporis (human body louse) is the source of this 492-nucleotide messenger RNA. RefSeq names its product Vesicle transport protein SFT2B, putative. Gene Ontology annotation, cellular component: membrane. The coding region runs from base 1 to 492 and encodes 163 amino acids. Gene Ontology annotation, biological process: vesicle-mediated transport. NCBI's taxonomy places the organism in Eukaryota, Metazoa, Arthropoda, Insecta, Psocodea, Pediculidae. The transcript is spliced from 4 exons. The record is from RefSeq and is a predicted model, not a curated record.
AUGGAUAAACUGAGAAAAGCUUUAAGUGGAAAUGACAGUAGUAGUGUAGAUGAAGAAACUGGUAUUAUAGGACAGAUUUCAGAAAGUAUGACUUUGAGUAAGACAACUAGAAUCAAAGGAUUUAUUAUAUUAUUUGUAUCAGGAAUAUUUUGUUCACUUCUUGGUUCAUUUUGUUUUUUUAUCGGUUUAGGCCUUGGCAGUUUUGCUAUAUUUUACACACUUGGAAACAUAGUGUCACUAGGGAGCACUUGUUUUCUCAUGGGACCAGUUAAUCAAAUUAAAAAAAUGUUUGCUCCUACCAGAGCUAUUGCUACAAUUCUUGUUAUCGUUAUGUUUUGUCUAACUUUAUUCGCUGCUUUUGUUGCUAAAAAAGGACUUUUGGUUAUUAUAUUUGUUGUUUUGCAAUCGCUUGCAAUGACUUGGUAUUCUUUGUCGUACAUUCCAUAUGCAAGAGACGUUGCUAAAAUAACAGUUUCUUCCUGCAUAGGAUGA